AUGAAUCUGGUUGUGUGUGGAAGUGGCGGGACAUUGAAAUCCUCCAUAUCAGAGCUGAUCCUGAGAGACGUGGAGCUUCAUGGAUGUCAGAUCAGUCUGGUGGAGCUUCCAGCUCUGUUCAACACUCGUCUCUCAGAGGAGCAAGUGAUGCGUCAGACUCUCCACUGUGUGUCUCUCUGUGAUCCUGGAGUUCAUGUUUUCCUCCUCAUUAUUCCUGAUGCUCCUCUAAAUAAUGAAGACAAAGCAGAAAUGGAGGAGAUCCAGAGGAUCUUCAGCUCCAGAAUCAACAAACAUAUGAUGAUCCUCAUAAUGCAGAGUUCAGAGCAUCAGACAGCAGAACUCAAUGAAGAAACACAGUCUGUCAUUGAGAGAUUUGGAGGUCGACAUCAUUUCUUUGGUCCCAACACACAAGUGUCCACAUUGAUGAAGAACAUUGAGAAGAUGCUGCAAGAAAACAGAGGAGAGUUUUUCUCCACAGAGACAUUUCUGGAGAUGCAGAUGAAAAAACUGAUGAAAUAUGAAGAGAUAAAGGAAAUUCAUUCACUGGAGACACAUUUACUGACUCAAGGUUCACAAGAAAACACAGGUGAAGUGAGGAUUGUGCUGCUGGGAAAAACUGGAGUUGGGAAAAGUGCAACUGGAAACACAAUCUUAGGAAGAGACGCGUUUAAGGCACAAGCAUCUUUUGAGUCAGUAACUAAAGAGAGUCGGAGAGAAACAUCUGAAAUCAACGGCCGACAGGUUACUGUGAUCGACACUCCAGGAAUGUUUGACACUGAACUGAGUAAUGAGGAGAUCCAGAGAGAAAUCAAACACUGCAUCUCCAUGAUCCUGCCUGGACCACAUGUGUUUCUACUGAUUCCUCUGGGACGAUUCACUAAACAUGAGGAAACAUCAGUGAAGAUCAUCCAAGAGACGUUUGGAGAGAAAUCUCUAAAGUUCACCAUGGUGCUUUUCACCAGAGGAGACGAUCUGAAGAACAAAACCAUUGAACAGUGUUUGGGAAAACCUGGAUCUCCUUUGAUGAAUCUGAUUGAAGCGUGUGGAAACAGAUUCCAUGUGUUCAAUAAUAAUCAGACUGGAGACCGAACACAGGUGUCUGAUCUACUGGAGAAGAUAGACAACAUGGUGACAGCGAACGGAGGGAGUUUCUACUCAUGUAAGAUGUUCAGAGAGAUGGAGAGAGAGAAACAAGAACAACAGAUGAAGAUCCUGAUGGACAGAGUCAGAGAAAGAGAAGAGGAGAUGAAGAAAUUAGAAGAAGAGAAAGAGAGAAUGAAGAUAAUGAUGGAGGAAGAACGACAGAAUCAUGACAAAGAGAGAAAAAGAAGAGAAGAAGAACUCAAAAGAGAAAUAAGAGAACAAGAGAAACAUCAGAGAGAGAUACGAGAUGAGAUGAGACGAGAACGAGAGAGAUUUAAUCAAGAAAUAGAGGAAAUGAGGCGAGAAAAGGAGACGAGAGAAGAACGAUAUAGAAGAGGAAUAAAAGAGAAAGAAGAGAGUGAGGAAAAGAUCCAUGAGGAGAUGAAGAGAGAACGAGAGGAAUGGGAGAAACAGAAACUAGAGGGAAAGAUGAGAAGAGAAGAAGAGGAUGAGAAAAGAAGAGAGAAAGAACAGAGGUCAAAAAUACAACUGUGUGAUAUUCCUGCUGCCAGUCUCCCAUCCAGACGGAUUGUUCUUCUUGGUAAAACUGGAGUUGGGAAGAGUGCAUCUGGAAACACAAUACUGGGACAGAAAGUGUUUAUAACAGUGAUGAGAACUAGUUCAAUAACCCGUGAAUGUUCAGAAGCUCACGGCACUGUUUCAGGCAGAUCUGUGUCUGUAGUUGAUACUCCUGGAUACUUUGACACAAAGAUGAAACCUGAAGAGUUAAUGACAGAGAUUGCAAGAAGUGUUUAUAUAUCCAGUCCUGGACCUCACACUUUUCUCAUUGUGUUUCCUGUGAAUAUGAGAUUCACUGAACAAGAGCAGCAGAUUCCUCAGAUGAUUGAGAUGAUGUUUGGUGAGGAGGUGUUAAAUUACUCCAUCAUUCUCUUCACUCAUGGGGACAUGUUAGAAGAUGAGACAGUAGAGAGAAUCAUUGAGUGUAACAGUAGAUUGAGAGAUCUAGUUGGUCAGUGUGGAGGCAGAUAUCACAUCUUCAACAAUAGAGAUCUGAAUAACAGAGAGCAGGUGAAUGAUCUACUACAGAAGAUUGACACAAUGAUAGAGCAGAAUGGAGGAGGACACUACAGUAAUCAGAUACUUGAAGAGGUUCAGAGAAAAAGACAGACCUGUGUCUGUAGUUGAUACUCCAUGAUUCUUUCACACACAGAUGAAAACUGAUCAGUUAGUGACAGAGAUAUGACAUUUAUUUAUCCAGUCCU
Megalobrama amblycephala (Wuchang bream) is the source of this 2366-nucleotide messenger RNA. RefSeq lists its product as uncharacterized. The transcript has 3 exons. The coding region runs from base 1 to 2289 and encodes 762 amino acids. The record is from RefSeq and is a predicted model, not a curated record. Gene Ontology annotation, molecular function: GTP binding. Lineage: Eukaryota; Metazoa; Chordata; Actinopteri; Cypriniformes; Xenocyprididae.